AUGGAUCACUCUGAACGGAGACGCGUCUUCGAUGUAUCAGAGUUCAAGCGCUUCGCGGCCGCAGCUGUCAAUCAGAACGUAGAAGACGUGACUUCCUUCGAAAAACUAGCUGAAGGGGGUUUCAAUCGAACCUUUCUGAUCACGAUGCGUGACGGCUUCCAGUUUGUUGGACGCAUCCCUUAUCCGGUUACAGAGCCGAAGCACCUGGUCGUAGCCAGUGAAGUUGCGACGAUGGAUUUCCUCCGUCUACACGGCAUACCUGUCCCCAAGGUCUACAGCUACUCAGCUACAGCGGAGAACGCUGCUGGCACCGAAUAUAUCUUCAUGGAGUAUAUCCGGGGCACGAACUUGGGUGACGUUUGGUUUGACCUGUCUGAAAAGGCUCGGAUUGCCGUCGUCACUAAACUCGUGGAGCUGGAGUCUCAAUUGUUUGCUCUUGAGUUUCAGGCAAGCGGUAGUCUGUAUCACACCAAGGACUUGCCAGCUGGAUUCGAUAAAUUCGAGGGUCCUAUCGCCAAAUCUGCCCGCGAUGGCGACUUUUGCAUUGGUCCUGACACAAGGCUCCGCAUGUGGUAUGGGAAACGGGGCGAUCUUCAGAUUUAUCGCGGACCACAUAGAGAUCCAACAUCGGCACUUAUUGCUGGGGCCAAGAAAGAAAUCGCAUGUCUGACGAAGUUCGGUCGACCGCUUCACCCCUUCCAACAUCUACGGCGAGAAAUCUACAACUAUCAAAAGCAAUCGCCCUUGGAUCAUCUUGCCAGCCUGGAGAGAUACUUGCAAAUUGCGCCUUAUCUCAUUCCGCAUGACAGCGAAGCUCUUGCCCGACCGACACUACGGCAUCCCGAUCUCCAACCAAACAAUGUAAUUGUCUCGGAUAAACUUGAAAUCACUGGUCUAAUCGACUGGCAACACUGUGCAAUACUCCCGCUCUUUCUGCAGUGCGGUAUCCCAAAUAGCCUCCAGAAUUACGGUGACGCCAUCUCAGAAUCGCUUGAAGUGCCCGAAUUACCACCCAAUUUCGACGACUCAAGCGAGAGGGAACAAUUCGAGCAGGCCGUGCUCCUACGACGGCGUCAACUGCACUACUACUAUAUUGCAAAGACUGCACGACUAAACUCGGUUCAUUACAACGCCCUAGCCCACGACUUCAGCAUAAUAAGACGAAAACUCUUUGAUCACGCGAGUGAACCCUGGGAAGGCGAUAACGUCACAUUGAAAGCUGACCUCAUCUAUUUAAUGGAGAACUGGUCGCGCAUCACCGCCCCAGAAUCAAGCGCAAGGGGUGAUUCGAAGGUUCCUUGUCCGAUAUCUUUCACAGAAGACGAGGUGACCGAGUGCAAGCGUCUGCAUACUGCGCAGACUGAGGCAGACGAGCAGCUCCAGACCUGUAGGGAUGUUGUUGGCAUCGGCCCGGAGGGAUGGGUACCCUUAGAGCAGUACGAAGAGACUAGGCAACGUGAACGAAAGCUCAAGGCCGCCGCGCUUGACUUAGCUGAGUCGAACGAAGAAAGAGCGAGGCUCGAAGAGCAUUGGAUCUUUGAAGGGCUGCUGAAGGCAGGAAAGUUCCUAGGCUCUGUCUCCGCUGCACCCGCGCUCCGUCCUCUUAACCUCUUCCCUGAGUCUAUCCGACGAGCCAAUGGAGGGCCGUUCGGCGAUGCCAACGCCAUCCUACUUCUGAAAUCGCUCGCACUGCUCUUUCCUCACACUUUCCGUCUUGAAGACUACCUUACGGAUGCCGCUCUCGAUCUGCUUCCACUUCUAAAUCAAGGCUGUAUUCUUGUUGCAAACGCAUUAUACGGCAACUUCACCAGCGCACAGAUGUUCAAGAAGGUUACUUGGUACGAGCAUCCAGAUGUUGUCGACUGGCAAAAGCGCUACAAUGGCGCUGGUCCGCACGCUCUCGCUGCACCUAUGCUUGUUGUUCAGGGCAUCGCCGACGCUUUGGUGUACGCAGUCAACACCAGGAGUGACUUCAACCGCACUUGCAGCGCUUUCCCAGAGUCUCGUGUGUCGCUACUUUUGUACCCGGAGGUCGAUCACUUGGGUGCCUCGAUGGUCACAGUCCAUGACUAUCUUGCUUGGAUUGAGGAUCGCUUCGAUAGCGUGAAGGUGCCGGAAGGCUGUCAUACUCACACGUUAGAGACGAUUACGAACGCGUUCAGAACUGCGGUAUCCUACUACAGUGGAAGUUAG
Molecule: messenger RNA, 2193 nt
Organism: Alternaria ventricosa
Lineage: Eukaryota; Fungi; Ascomycota; Dothideomycetes; Pleosporales; Pleosporaceae
Exons: 4
Coding region: 1-2193 (730 amino acids)
Cellular component (GO): mitochondrion
Source: RefSeq, a predicted model, not a curated record